Molecule: messenger RNA, 1697 nt
Organism: Bolinopsis microptera
Lineage: Eukaryota; Metazoa; Ctenophora; Tentaculata; Lobata; Bolinopsidae
Exons: 3
Coding region: 32-1267 (411 amino acids)
Biological process (GO): G protein-coupled receptor signaling pathway
Cellular component (GO): plasma membrane
Molecular function (GO): G protein-coupled receptor activity
Source: RefSeq, a predicted model, not a curated record
UUCUAGAAAGAAGGUGAAGAAAGAGCUAGAGAUGACAUUUGCUGCUGGGACUACUCGACCCCACUCAUUUCCUACAACGAUGACUGGCGGAAUUGUCAGAAAUUCGCUGAUGCCAUCGAUGACAGACGCAAAAGAGGAAAGUUGGUCGAUGUCUUUUAUGACAGACGGAAUAAAUGGGCACUGGAUGAUGACAACUCCAAACUGGUAUGAACAGGAGAUGGAGUUUAAAAAGCAAAAUGAAGCGUCAAUAUCCUUGGCAAUUACUUCUCUUCUCAUUGGACUAUUUGGUCUGCCUGCAAACAUUCAGAUCCUAGCCUACUACUGGAGUAAGAGAGGUAACUUGGUUCCCUCCCUCUAUCUGGCCCUCUCUUUCACAGAUUUUAUUGUGUGCCUGACAGCAAUACUCCAUUUCGUCGCCAUGUUACUCGUAAUAGCAGAUGUUUACGACGAGUCACCAGUGCUGACCCCCUAUCUCGGUGUUGUGUUCUCCUUGACGACACUAAUCUUGCGAGUUUCUGUCUUUGUCAACGUGGUGCUGAUUGUAGUCCGAACCAUCAAUAUAACCCGACCUUUCUACCAAGUGAACAUUAAAAAAAUGUGGAUAGCAAUCUUCAUCUGCCCUAUAGUCCUGCUGCCUAUUAUAAUCUAUGAUGCUGUUCAAAUAGGAGAAUUAGAAACAUCAUUUGGGAGUAAGAUCCGAUACGUCUUUCUCCCAUUCGUUGGAGACUUCUGUAUCAAGGACAUAGUGGUCUCAGUGGCAAACAUUCAAGCCAAGAAGGGUAGUAAGAAAUCAAUACAAAUUCCACAGGGAGUAACCUUUGCUACAUCUUGCGCUCCCUUCAUCUUAGCGGUUAUAAUUUCACUGGCAUGUUUAGCAAUCAACUGGAGGAAGCUUUCCACUAGCCAGAAAAAGAUGUCCGCCAGCAAGAGUGGCGAAAGUAGCAAUACAGAACGGGAAGUAACGAUCACAAUCGGAAUGCUGACCACAGUCUUCUCGUUAUGUAACACCGUGUACGCAGCAUUCCUGACUCUGUGCUGGAUUCUUAACCUAGACUACUGGAGUGAUCAACGUGUCUUGCAGCUGUGCUACUUGACAAGCACGGUAUUCCCUUUUUUAAGCUCGGCGCUCAAUCCGGUUAUCUUGAUAUGGAGGAGCAAAAAGUUGAUGGAGUCACUGAAGAAUAGGCUGCUCUGCAGAAAUCCUAAGAAGAUCGAAAAUGCAACCUGUAGUAGUACGGCCGCAACGAUCUUUACGAGGAAGCUAUGAAGCUAUUGAUGAAUUAUAUGCAAACAAAUAUAACUUACUAUGUCUUCAGUUUCCUUAAUUAAAAGAGAUUAUCUAUAAUCCAAAACCAUGGCCACAGGGCAUAAAAAAGUUUUCUUUGUGUUAAAUUUCUUACCUCAUUUGCAUAGCACAAUAGAUUCAUCCUUGCGAUCUUCUGCUGUAUUCCCUGGUAUUCUCUGAGGUUACUAACGAACUGUUUUCUGGUAUUUGCGUGAUCCGUGGAUUUGGCAAUCAACAUUUUCAUUGUGCCAGUUAGACACGCCCCCAUACCAAAUCUGCCGUUGUUCAGGAUGUUCAUGGCAACCUGGGUUUUUCGAUGUUUUAAAGUUUGAUUGUAUAAAGAUAUGGGAUUUAUUUUGGAUUUUCGAAUUUCAUGGAAUUACUUUUCUUGCCAUAGUCCGGCUUUUUAUCU